AUGAUCGGGCACCUUAUUGCUGCUACCGCUUUUUUCGUCGCUUCAGCUAUUGCAGUACCAUUGUGCCGAUAUGUCUUGGGUGAGGCCAUCGAUAUUUUAAAUGCAGCCUGGCCUAAAGCAUUUGCCAAGUUUUUCAACUCCCGAGGCCAGAGUGUUUGCCUGGUUGGCGCUUACCUUGGUGCUCAAUGCACGACGGAUAACACCUUCAAAGUUGAAGCACUCUCUGGUGAUGGUCCUUAUGGCUUCGACAACGAUGCAGCCAAUAACUGCCUUUGUAACUCGGUGAUGUGGAACCUCAUGUCGGCCUGCGCUCUAUGCCAAGGAAAGGCCUUUGGGAGUUGGGGUCAGUGGAUGGCGAGCUGUCCUCCUAGCAUGAUCACUGUUGGAAAGUACCCUAUACCUUUACCUAAGGGCGUGACUGUUCCAUCGUGGGCAUAUUACGAUUUUACAAACAGCGGCAAUUUCGAUCCGCGAUGGGUACCAUCUCAAAAUUCGGGGCCCGAAUCUUCCGCCAUUGCCGCACCCACUUCGACCGGCCCUAAUUCCACAGCAACUGAUGUGAAUCCCAAUCCCACGAUGACCCAAUCCCAGUCGAGUUCGAACACAGGUGCUAUCGUUGGAGGCGUUAUAGGAGGCGUGUUGGGAAUUGUUCUCAUCUGCCUCAUCGCAUUUGUUCUCGUGCGCAAACGCAAACAGCAAGAGCCAACUAUCAAUAAUCCCAGGCCUAGUCAGAACCAGCAGAUGGCCGCACAGCCUAAUCUAGCCACUCCGAUUGCAGGGCAUGCAGCUCCGUAUCAACCUAGCACUCCCAACUCGGAAUAUAAACCAUACUACCCGAGCACGCCAUCAACAUUUCCAAGUGGACCUAUGUCGGAACACUACGCUCAAUCGCUUCCAUACUCAUAUCAGUCCCAAGGAACUACGGGUCAACCACCACAUCCUAAUAUCCCUCAAGUUUAA
Rhizoctonia solani is the source of this 960-nucleotide messenger RNA. RefSeq lists its product as uncharacterized. Bases 1 to 960 code for a protein of 319 amino acids. NCBI's taxonomy places the organism in Eukaryota, Fungi, Basidiomycota, Agaricomycetes, Cantharellales, Ceratobasidiaceae. The record is from RefSeq and is a predicted model, not a curated record. The transcript is spliced from 9 exons.